Dimorphilus gyrociliatus is the source of this 1023-nucleotide messenger RNA. Lineage: Eukaryota; Metazoa; Annelida; Polychaeta; Dinophilidae. The record is from the annotation of a GenBank genome assembly.
AUAGGCACCAAGAUACAAUACUGUUCUUUAAAAAAUGGCAGGCUCCAGUGUUCUUUUUCAGCGCGGAAAGGUUAUAAAACAUCUAUUAUUCAAUAAUUUUUUUAUUGUAUAUCGAAAUUAUUAUUUUAAAACAUUUUACCUUAGAAUUUAAGAUAUUAAAUAAAUUUUUAAAGAGAAUUAUUAAAAAUGCCAAAUAUUAACGAUAUUAUCGCUCAACGUUUGAAUUACGUUCUCUUCCAGAGCGAAUAUGAAGAAGAUAUUUGGGAUGAUACUGAUUUAAUUGCAGCAUAUGAUCUUGCUAUCGAUAGUUUUAAGGCUCGAGUAGGUCUUCAAGAGGGUUCUGCACCCCCCCAACACGGUCCUAGAAGAGAUUAUCGUUCAUCAUAUAAAGGAAGAAGUAAACGGAGAAAGAGCAAAAGUAACGAUGAUUGGCAAAUAGGUUCAAAAUGUUUUGCUGUUUUUAGCGAAGAUGGAGAGACUUAUGAAGCGGUCAUAAGUAGCAUUGACAGAGAAAAUGGAACUUGUGUUGUGACUUAUACUGGUUAUGGAAAUAACGAAGAACAGUAUUUAUCUGAUUUGAUAUCAUCUGCAAAUGAACAUGAAUAUCCGGAAGAGAUGGAUGCUUACAAUAAUGAUGGUAGAAAAGCUUAUUCUGAAAAGGGCAGACAAGAUAUGAAUUAUGAACGAUAUCAUGAAAGUAGCAGUAAUGAAAGACAUAACGAAAGAUUCAGCAAGUAUCACAGCCAGUAUGAAGGCAUGAAAAUUCCCAGUUUUAAUGAAAGAAAUAUGCCACCGCCACCGCCACCUAUGAGUCUUCCACCGUUUGGUUCCAUGCCUCCUAUACCUCCUUUCGCUAUGAACAUACCUGCCCCUCCCCUACCUUCAAUACCACCUUCCCACCCUGGUAUGUUUUCUAAACCAGCAAGAGACGAUGAAGAAUUGAAAAAUAUGCUUCUGUCUUGGUAUAUGAGUGGUUAUCAUACAGGGUACUAUCAGGGGCUAAGAGAAGGUCGAAGAGAAUAG